Monomorium pharaonis (pharaoh ant) is the source of this 2194-nucleotide messenger RNA. RefSeq names its product nuclear transcription factor Y subunit gamma (gene Nf-YC). Gene Ontology annotation, biological process: regulation of DNA-templated transcription. The transcript is spliced from 5 exons. The record is from RefSeq and is a predicted model, not a curated record. Gene Ontology annotation, molecular function: DNA binding; DNA-binding transcription activator activity, RNA polymerase II-specific; protein heterodimerization activity. The coding region runs from base 237 to 1208 and encodes 323 amino acids. NCBI's taxonomy places the organism in Eukaryota, Metazoa, Arthropoda, Insecta, Hymenoptera, Formicidae. Gene Ontology annotation, cellular component: nucleus; CCAAT-binding factor complex.
UUAACUUAUUGCACCAGUGUAAUAGUGCAGCUAAAAAGAACAGGCCAAGAAGCACAGCUAAUCGUUUAUCGUAGUUGUACCUGGUUGUACUUUAGUUGUGCUUCUGAGACUCAAAUAUUAUUUUUUUCAAUGAAGUAUAAUUUUAAAAAGCUAUGGUUGCUUAGUUUAUUGUAAUAAAACAAUUUAAACGUGAUCUCUGAUUUGUAUGCGAUUUAUAUCGAUAAACCACUACGAAAAUGUCUGUGUUUUUCGUAAAUGCAAAUCAAGAUAGUGAAGUAGAGGGCGACUCAAAUGGCGACUUGCAGAUUGCCUCACCAGGCAAUUCCGAAGCUCAGCAAUCAUUGGUACAUUUCUGGCCAAAAGUCAUGGAAGAAAUAAAAAACAUCACCACUAUGGAUCUUAAAACGCAAUCCUUACCAUUGGCAAGGAUAAAGAAGAUUAUGAAGCUAGAUGGAGAUGUAAAAAUGAUAAGUGCAGAAGCACCUAUGCUUUUUGCCAAAGCGGCAGAGAUCUUUAUACAUGAACUGACCCUCAGAGCUUGGGUGCACACAGAAGAUAAUAAGAGACGAACUCUUCAACGAAAUGACAUUGCGAUGGCAGUUACAAAAUAUGAUCAAUUUGAUUUUCUUAUAGAUAUAGUACCUAGAGACGAAAUAAAACAAAGUAAAGCACAGAACGAGGCCACUGUACGAACGUCUAUGAAUUCAGACCAAGUUCAUUAUUACUUCCAAUUGGCACAACAGCAAGCUUCAGCGAAUCAAGGUGUGCAGAAUAAUGGCGCUACCACGCAACCAAUACAAAUUGUCCAACCUUCUAGUGGGCAAAUUCAGACUAUUAAUAUUGGCAGUUCAGUAGACCAGGAGAGCACCAACACGACUACAGCACAAACAGUUACAGUUCAAAGUCCACAGCAAUCAUCUAAUCAACAAAUUAUUCAAUUGCAACAAGCGCAACAAACAUCCACCACACAGGCUGGAGGAAUACAAAUUGUACAACAGAUUGUCACUCCUAGUGGUGAAAUUCAACAAAUACCUAUUCAGUUGACUCCCCAGCAAUUGCAGAUGAUUCGCAUGCAAGUACAAGGUGGGAGCAAUCAACCGAUUAUAAUACAAACCGCUCCAAUUCAGACUCAACCACAAUUAAUACAAGUUGCACAGGGCUCUCAAGCUCCAGUUUUCUUACAAGCCUCAAGUGCUGAUACCGAAUAAUAUUAAUCAAUUUUAACUUUUCUUUAUCUAUAUUUAUGUAUAAAAAAACUCAAUGAAAAAGCGAUUUUGAUAGAUUAUACUAUCGUUUUAUAAUUGAAAUUAUCUGUUAAAUUAAUUGCAAACGUAAAAAAAUUUUUUUUAUAUUUAUAAGUAAUUUAAAGUAAAGAGAAAAAGAAAUAAUUGUUCGAUAAUGGAAAUUAUCAAGCAAUUAAUCUCUAGAAUAAUUGUAUUUUUUCUGUUCAAAUUUCUUUUUCUGCGUAUUAACAUUUAUGAAAUUGAUAAAUUUAUCACACAAUAAUAAAUAUAUUGUAAUACUAUCUCGCUUUAUUAUUCGCUAUUCUCUGAUGAAAUAUAAGGUGUACUAAAAUGAUUACUAGCAAACAAAAAACGGACACAGUGUGGUAAUUAUCAAAACAUUUUUUAAUAAAUUUUUAUUUACUAAAAAUUUUUUUCUAUGCUGUGACGUGUUUAGCAUUUCUCAUAUUGUAUACUUUUAUCUUUUUAAACAUUCUAUAGAAAAUUAUUCUUUCAAAAAUAUCUCUGUUCAUUGUGAUUGUGCGUCCGAGCGUUGUUAUAAGUUGAUCGAAGGGUUGGUCACUGAAGCGAAAUGAGAUGAAUCGAGACGAUGUAAGGUGAAGAAUAAAGAUAAGCAGCCAAUGCAAGAUGUAAUCUGAUUCGUACGUCGCGUUCCUUAGCCACUGGCUGCUUGCUUCGCAUGGCUGAGCUUAGGACUGGCUGGUGCAACUUGUAUUAUGUUUCACGUUGCUGUGGUUCUUGUCUGGCGAGUCUUAACGCUCAGAACCUCGACAAUAGCCUCGAAACGUCACGUAACAGUAACUACACACACAGUAUUCUUAUUCGUUAAUACACGCUAUUAACAUAAAACUAUUAAUCGUAAUAUAAAAAUAUAACAAGAGGUAAUUAUGUGGUCAUUAAUUUGUAUUUAUUUGUGGAACGCAUACAUAAAUAUAUUCUUUAUAAAGUCA